Messenger RNA from Pichia membranifaciens NRRL Y-2026, 993 nucleotides. RefSeq lists its product as hypothetical. The transcript has a single exon. The coding region runs from base 1 to 993 and encodes 330 amino acids. Lineage: Eukaryota; Fungi; Ascomycota; Pichiomycetes; Pichiales; Pichiaceae. Gene Ontology annotation, molecular function: protein kinase activity; ATP binding. Gene Ontology annotation, biological process: protein phosphorylation. The record is from RefSeq and is a predicted model, not a curated record.
AUGGGUAUAAAGGAUCCUGAAAGAAAGAUAGAUACCGAUGCUUUGAUUGAAAACAUUAAAAAUUUAGAGUUUGGAUUAGAAUAUGAAAUGCCAAUAAAUGCCGAUGAGCUGAUUGCUCUAAAAAAAUUAGGAUCCGGUCAGUCUGGUACUGUUUCGAAAGUUUUGCAUUUACCAACUCAGAAAACAAUGGCCCGGAAAAUCGUCCACCUUGAGGCUAAGGAAAUUGUACAGUCUCAAAUUAUGAGGGAGUUGAGGAUAAUGCAUGAAUGUGAUUCCCCAUUUAUUAUCGAGUUUUACGGCACAUUUUUACAAGAAGGAAACGUUGUGAUAUGUAUGGAAUAUGCGGAUUGUGGAUCAUUGGCCCAUGUUUUCAAAUUAACCGGACCAUUUCCCGAAUUUAUGCUAAAGCAUGUUGCAUACUCUGUGCUUUCAGGACUAAUAUAUUUGUAUGACCAGCAUAGAAUAAUUCAUAGAGAUGUUAAGCCAUCGAACGUUCUAUUAACAUCAAAGGGGAAAAUAAAGUUGUGUGAUUUUGGAGUUUCAAGGGAGCUCAUCAACUCAAUGGCAGAUACUUUUGUGGGGACAUCAACGUAUAUGUCACCAGAGAGAAUUCAAGGUGGGGUUUACUCUGUCAAGGGCGAUGUUUGGUCUUUGGGUAUAAUGCUAUAUGAGUUGGCAUCAGGUAAAUUGGCCUUUGCUAAUGACAAUUCGGGGGCCGUUUCAAUUCUAGAACUUUUACAGAGGAUUGUAAAUGAACAGCCCCCAAGCUUGUCAGUGAAAGAUGGCUUCAGCAGUGAGAUUUCUGAUUUCGUUUCGUUGUGUUUGAAAAAAGAGAGUUUGAGGCCUAGUCCAUCGGACUUGAUGAACCAUCGAUUCUUGGCCGAUUUCCUGGAUGAUGAUGGUAUCAUAGUGAGCUCAAAGUACCGUGCUGAUAUUCGCAAGUGGUCGAAAAAUGUCAGACGUGUACAAAAGGGUAAACCUGUGAAAGAUUAG